AUGAUGAGAAUGGCGAUGACGGCGAUGAUUGAUGGUUUUCGCUGGCCUUUUCAGUUUAGAGUUUUAGAAGCUGUCACAAGGAAGAUGAGAUGUUGGCUACCUCAAAGAAGCUCAAUACCAUACAUAUUUGAUGCAGCAUAUGCUUUGCUGGUAUAUUCCAUUAUAUAUCUGCGCAGAGAAGUGGGAAUUGAUCUUGGCAUUUCACAAGAGAUCAGGUGCUACUUAACCAUUUUACUACUAGGUGUUUCGCAAUGGGUUGCAAAUUUUCGUUUAGGGAGACUUGUAAACGCAAAAUUAUUACGAGCCCGGCUCACCAUGAAUCUGCUCACAUACCUUAAGUGGGAUAAUGUAUGUGGGGUUAUUCAUAAGUGA
Messenger RNA from Dovyalis caffra, 372 nucleotides. The record is from the annotation of a GenBank genome assembly. NCBI's taxonomy places the organism in Eukaryota, Viridiplantae, Streptophyta, Magnoliopsida, Malpighiales, Salicaceae.